UCUCAAGCCAUUAUUGACUAGUUAUGAAUAUAUAAACGCUAGUACCCCCGGGGCUACUAUUCUCACAGACGUCGCCAAACACUGAACUGCCUCGACCUAACCUAGCGUUGCUCGCCGCAUUUUAUCGUUGACACCUUGCUAUUUAUUUUAUUUUACACAACAGCCAGACUUGUUUGUUCGUCUUUAUCUGAAAACUGAUCUCAGAUAUCCUUCUCCAAAUAACCAGCCUCUGGCCUACCUUUGACUGAUGGUUUCUACUUCCGGCUGGACCGUGCCCCAGUGGCGCCAAUACCACGCGGCCGCUACGCCCGCCGAAUCGCUCGCGACGCUUGUUGCGCUUGUUGCACGCGAACAGGUUGCUCCCUCGGACCCUGCAUGGAUUUCGCUCGCAUCGCCUGAAGAGCUCGCACACCAGUUCCGCGUGUUGUGCGCGCGGCCUGCGGCUGCCCUGCUCCCACUCUACGGUGUGCCCGUCGCCGUCAAAGACAAUAUCGACGCGCGCGGCUUCGCCACCACCGCCGCGUGCCCCUCAUUUGCGUACACCCCUACGGAGGACUCUGCGGUCGUCGCGCGCCUCCGUGCGGCCGGCGCCAUUAUCGUCGGAAAGACCAACAUGGACCAGUUUGCAACCGGUCUUGUCGGCACCCGUAGCCCGUACGGGCGCACGCCGUGUGCGUUCUCCGCCGAACACGUUUCUGGUGGGUCCUCUGCGGGCUCCGGCGUGGUUGUCGCGCGCGGAACUGUGCCGCUUGCGCUCGGCACCGAUACCGCGGGCUCGGGACGCGUGCCCGCAAUGCUCAACAACGUGAUCGGGCUCAAGCCUUCAUUAGGUGUGUUUUCAUGCGCGGGAGUAGUGCCCGCAUGCAAAUCGCUCGACUGUGUGUCAGUGUUUUCGUUGACGGUUGGCGAUGCGCAGGCCGCGAUGAGCGUGUUGGCGCACGCCGAGACUGACCCGCGCGAUCCGUAUGCGCGCGUCAUGCCGCGUGCGCCGCUUCGCGAGUUUGCGCCCAACCGCAAGCUCGUCGUAGCCGUGCCGACCGCCUUGGAGUUCUACGGCGAGGCGCACAAUCCACGCCUUUUCCAUGCGGCCGUCGAGACGCUUCAGGGUAUGACAGACGCCGAGGUCGUCUAUAGAGACAUUGCUCCGUUGUUGGAACUUGCCAAGUGCUUGUAUGAUGGGCCGUGGGUCGCAGAGCGUUGGACUGCGACGCGCGCAUUCCUUGCAACGAACCCGCCAGCUGCGGACCUCGACCCCACUGUGCUCGGCAUUGUCAAGAGCGGCGAACCAAUCACGGCGACCGCCGCGUUCGAGGGUGAGUACAAACGCCGCACCAUCUUGCGCCGCGUCGAGGCGUUGCUCGCGAACGUGGACGUGUUGGUGGUGCCGACCGCGCCACUCAACCCAACCAUGGCCGCGGUCGCGGCCGAACCUGUUGCGGUCAACUCGCGCCAGGGAACCUACACAAACUUUUGCAACCUCGCGGACAUGGCGGCCGUCGCGGUUCCUUCAGGCUUUCGUCCCGACGGCUUGCCGUUUGGGAUCACGUUCGUCGGCGCAAAGUUCACCGACUACGCAUUGCUCGACGUGGCGCAGAAGUUCCUCGCAGCGCAUCUCCCUGAGCGCCUCCUCGGUGCGACACAGCAGCGUGUGGGUUCUGGUGACGUGCUCGACCGCACAUUGCCUGAGCCUGACAUGGACGCGUGCAUCGAGCUUGCAGUAGUUGGCGCGCACUUAUCUGGCCUUCCGCUCAACUGGCAGUUGCGCCAGUGCCAGGCGGUGCUCCGCCGUGCGACCACCACCAGUGCGUGCUACCGCCUCUAUGCAUUGCCACAGAACGGGCCUGUCGCGAAGCCGGGCUUGCGCCGCGUCACGGAAGACGGUGCAGAGAUUGCCGUCGAAGUGUACGCGAUGCCGCGUGUACAUUUCGGUGACUUCCUCGCGAUGGUCCCGGAGCCGCUUGCGAUUGGCUCGUGCGAGCUCGCUGACGGUACCUGGGUCAAGGGCUUUGUGUGUGAGGAGUCUGGGUACGCUUCUGGCGCCACUGACAUUACCUCCUUUGGCGGCUGGCGCGCGUACCAGCAGCAUAAGCGUGCAGCGAAGCCGUUCGAGUGUGUGUUGGUUGCCAACCGUGGUGAGAUCGCCGUGCGCAUGAUUAAGACGCUCAAGAAGAUGGGGAUCCGCUCAGUCGCCGUAUAUUCCGACCCGGAUAAGCACGCGCAGCACGUGCACGACGCGGACGUAGCGAUUGCGCUCGGUGGCAUCACCGCCGCGGACACGUACCUCGACCCAUCCAAAAUCCUCGCAGCCGCUGCUGAGACCGGGGCGCAGGCGAUUCUUCCGGGCUACGGCUUUUUGUCAGAGAAUGCGGAUUUUGCGGAUAUGUGCGCCACGCACGGCGUGGUAUUUGUGGGGCCCUCGGGCGAUGCGAUGCGCGCGUUGGGGUUGAAACACUCUGCGCGUGCGCUCGCCGAAGCUGCGGGUGUGCCACUUGUUCCUGGCUCUGGACUCGUUCCUGACGCUGCGAGCGCCGCUACCGCCGCGGCAAGCCUCGGCUACCCUGUCAUGGUCAAGUCGACUGCGGGUGGUGGUGGUAUCGGGCUCCAGCGCGUAGACUCUGCGGCAGAUAUCGAGCGCGUUUUUGCGACGGUGCUGCACCAGGGCCAGGCGUACUUCGGCGACAGCGGCGUUUUUAUCGAGUGCUUUGUCACGGACGCGCGCCACGUGGAGGUACAAAUCGUUGCUGAUGGCCGUGGUGGCGCUCUCGCGGUGGGGGAGCGUGACUGCUCGUUGCAGCGCCGUAACCAGAAGGUGAUCGAGGAAACACCCGCGCCACGCCUCCCGGAGGUGACACGCGCGGCGAUGUGCGCGGCUGCGACCAGUCUUGCAGCAUCCAUGCGCUACAAGGGUGCGGGCACCGUUGAGUUCAUUUACGACGCUGCGCGCGACGCGUUCUACUUCCUCGAGGUCAACGCACGCUUGCAGGUCGAGCACCCCGUCACGGAGAUGUGCACGGGUGUAGACCUUGUUGAGUGGAUGUUGAUGAUCGCGGCUGACACGCCGCCGGAUCUUUCGGUACCGGUUAUCGCGCGCGGCGCGUCUAUGGAGGCGCGUAUUUACGCGGAGAACCCCGUCAAGGGCUUCUCACCUUCGCCCGGCCAGCUCACCGAGGUGAAAUUCCCCGCCUGGGCGCGUGUCGACACCUGGGUCUCUGCCGGUACCGUUGUGUCGUCCGAGUACGACCCGACGCUUGCGAAGGUCAUUGUGCACGGGCGUGAUCGUGCGGAAGCGCUUGCGAAGCUCUGCCGCGCACUCGACGAGACGGUGAUCUUUGGCUGCACGACCAACCUUGACUACCUCCGCCUGAUCGCGCGCUCUGAGAUGUUUGCAGACGCGCGUGUUGCGACCAGCGUGCUUGACUCGUACGACUAUACGCCACCAGCGGUGGAGGUGGUUGCGCCGGGCGCAUACACCACCGUUCAGGACUACCCAGGUCGUACAGGGUAUUGGCACGUCGGGGUCCCACCGUCGGGGCCAAUGGACGACUACGCAUUCCGCAUGGCAAACCGCGCAGUUGGUAAUGCACGCGGCGCUCCCGGGAUUGAGAUUACGCUCGCCGGGCCAACUCUUCGCUUCCACGCGGAUGCUGUCGUCGCGCUUGCAGGUGAUGCGACUGCAACGCUCAAUGGUACGCAGAUCGACCUCUGGGCGCCGGUGCACGUUGCGCGCGGCGACACCUUGGCCGUGGGUAAGCUCACAUCGGGCUGCCGUGCGUAUCUCGCGGUGCGCGGGGGACUCGAGGUCGGCGAGUAUCUCGGCUCGCGCUCGACCUUUGCGCUCGGCAACCUCGGUGGGCACAACGGGCGCGUAUUGAAGGUGGGUGACGUGCUCUUUGUCGGGCAGCCGCGUGCGGGGUGCACGUUGCCAGCACCGGAAACCGUGCCACGUGCCGUGCCGCGCCUGUUGGUGCCAACGUUCACGCGCGAAUGGACUGUCGCGGUCACCUGUGGCCCUCACGGUUCGCCAGACUUUUUCACGCGCGAGUCCGUCGUAGCCUUCUUCGCGGCCACCUGGAAGGUGCACUACAACUCGAACCGCUUCGGGGUGCGCCUCGUAGGGCCUAAGCCGGUGUGGGCACGCGCAGACGGUGGCGAAGCGGGGCUCCAUCCCUCGAACGCGCACGACUACGUGUACUCUCUCGGCGCGAUCAACUUUACCGGCGAUGAGCCGGUGAUCUUGACAUGCGACGGCCCUUCGCUCGGCGGGUUUGUGUGCCAGGCGGUUGUGGCGCAGGCGGAGAUGUGGAAGAUCGGGCAGGUCAAGCCGGGCGAUGCAAUCACGUUUGUGCCAGUAAGCUUCGAUGCCGCGCGGACACUCAAGGAGGCGCAAGAUGCGGCGGUCGCGUCUUUCGACGGCCCUCUCCCGGCCAUCUCCUCCAUCUUACCUGAGCUCCAAGAUCCGGUUUUAAAGACCCUCAAGGCGGGCGAGGCGCCAUCCGUGGUAUAUCGCCAGGCGGGUGACCGCUACGUGUUAGUGGAGUACGGUGCGAACUUGAUGGAUCUUAACGUUGCAUACCGUGUGAACCAGCUUGUGGAGAAGGUGCAGUCUGACCAGACGGUGGGGAUCGUUGAGAUGAGUCGCGGGGUUCGCUCGGUGUUGGUGGAGUUUGCAGGGGUGACGCAGGCGGAGGUGGUGGCGACGCUCGUUGCGUACGAGUGCGAGAUUCCAUUUGCGCGCGACUGGACGGUACCAUCGCGCGUAAUCCGCCUCCCGAUGGCGUUCGAGGAUAAGAAGACGCUCGACGCGGUCACGCGCUACGCGGAGACCAUCCGUGCGGACGCGCCGUGGUUGCCGAACAAUGUGGACUUUGUCGCACAGAUCAACGGCGUGGACCGUACGGAGAUCCGCGACAUGCUCUACGCCGCGCGUUUCCUCGUGCUUGGGCUCGGGGACGUGUUCCUUGGCGCACCUGUUGCGGUGCCAUUGGACCCGCGCCACCGUUACCUCGGCACCAAGUACAACCCGUCACGCACAUACACCCCUAAUGGUACAGUGGGUAUCGGUGGGAUGUACAUGUGUAUCUACACCAUGGAGUCACCUGGCGGGUACCAGCUCGUGGGGCGCACGAUUCCGAUCUGGGACAAGCUUGCGUUGGGCAGCCACACGAACGGUCAGCCGUGGUUGUUGACUCCGUUUGACCAAGUCGAGUUCUAUCCGGUUAGUGAGGCUGAGAUUGAUGUGAUGUAUGAGGAAGCCCAGGCGGGGCGUUUCGUUGUUGAUGUGGUGGAAUCCGUGUUUGACCACGGGAAGUACCUCCAGUGGACGGAUGCGAACGCGGAGAGCAUCAAGGAGUUCCAGGACAACCAGGGCGGUGAGAAACUCGAGGACUUUACGCGUUUGAUCCAGGUGUCGAAUGCCGAGUUGGAGCGCGCGCCUGCACGCAUGGAUGACGGGGAAAAGUUUUCUGAGAAUGCCGAGCGGGUUUACUCUGAGUACUCGGGGCGCUUCUGGAAGCCGUUGGUCGCGGUAGGCGAUGUUGUGGUGGCAGGCCAGGCCUUGGUGGUGGUAGAGGCAAUGAAGACGGAAAUGGUGGUGAGCGCGCAAACCGGAGGGAAGGUGGUGAAGAUUGUGCAUGUCAACGGAGAUAUGGUUGAUUCGGGGGAUGUAGUGGCUAUCAUUGAGAGUAGUGAAUGUGAGAUCACUGCGUUGGCAAAGGAGACGAGCCAUUUACUGGUUGUGUGCUAGACAAGCUUAGAGAUUUAAGAGCCUCAUCUUCCCUUUCGUGUCUGUAUAUUAAUUUAUUUCAAUUUAUUAAAACUAGUGGAAGGGAAAGUUAAGAGUAAUUGGCAGGCGAAGCUUAUGAUUAGAGGAUUGGGUGGAACCGGCAGCACGUCCUAAAACGGUUUAAUUUCGUAUUCCCUGGAAUAUUAUCAGAGCAAGGGUGUUCUAAACGGCCAUAUACAUGCAUUUGUAAGUUAAUGUACUUGCCUAUUGUGAUCAACAAAGUCUGUUUGAGCUCUCUUGCUUCCCGUUUAUACCUAU
Messenger RNA from Babjeviella inositovora NRRL Y-12698, 6040 nucleotides. RefSeq names its product bifunctional urea carboxylase/allophanate hydrolase (gene DUR1,2). Gene Ontology annotation, cellular component: mitochondrion. Gene Ontology annotation, molecular function: ATP binding; metal ion binding; methylcrotonoyl-CoA carboxylase activity. The coding region runs from base 248 to 5743 and encodes 1831 amino acids. Lineage: Eukaryota; Fungi; Ascomycota; Pichiomycetes; Serinales. The transcript has a single exon. The record is from RefSeq and is a predicted model, not a curated record.